This is a messenger RNA of Racocetra persica, 420 nucleotides long. The record is from the annotation of a GenBank genome assembly. NCBI's taxonomy places the organism in Eukaryota, Fungi, Glomeromycota, Glomeromycetes, Diversisporales, Gigasporaceae.
GAAUACUGGGAAGGGGUUUUUGCCGAAUUUCUGCACGGUUUAAAAAAAAGUCUUACUCCUAAUCCCGAUGUUUUGUGUAAUAGCACGAUUAAGUUUCGUUAUUUUUUGGAGUAUGGGCGGCGAAAUUUGGCAACUGAUUUUUUGGCUACCGGUCAUUAUGCCAAAAUUAUCGAAAAAAACGGUAAUUAUUAUUUGAGUAAAUCCCAAGACCAAGACAAAGACCAAACUUAUUUUCUGUGCCAAAUACCAGCAACUAUUUUGCCAGAGUUGCUUUUUCCGUUGGCAGACUUAACCAAAAAACAACGAGCCAUUACUCCCGGCCAGUAUGCCGUUUUUUAUUCUGAAAACCUUUGCUUGGGCGGAGGAGUAAUUGGGGCUACGGAAAAAGUUAAUGAGUAUUGUGAACCAAUAGGAUUUUAA